AGGGGGACUUCCCUCCUCCUCGCAGCAUCUGGGUUCGCUGCUGAAUGGAUGCCAGGGAGGUGCCCUGCUCUCUCUCAUCUGCUGCCAACAGGGCAUCUGGCCACAAAGCCUGAACUGAUCUGCAAAAUAGAGCGAGAAGAACAGCCUUGGGUGGCUGAGCCGGUGGAAUCCCCCACGUGGAGGAGGCCCCAGAGCCCCUGGCUGGGAGAUGGCAUCCGGGUGGCCGAAGACGAGGAGGGGGAAGCGGGGAGCCCCGUCCGGCAGUGCCCCCCCCGGUGCAAGAGAGGGAGGAAGGCCCGCCUGCCCCGAGCGGAGAAGCCAGGCAAGCAGGCAAGACCCCUGCUCCCCGAGGCCAAAGGUGGGGGCCCCCUGCGGGUGACGCUGAAGAUGAACCCGCCCAAGUGCCCCGAGUGCAGCAAGAGCUUCCUGAGCAAUGUGGCCAUGACCAUCCACAUCCGGACCCACACCGGGGAGCGCCCCUUCAAGUGCCACCUCUGUCCCAAGGGCUUUCCCUCCCGGGGGGACCUCAAGCGCCACAUCAGGACCCACCUGCACAGGAAGGACCCUCCCAGCCAGGGUACCCCCCCAAAGAGCAGGAAGUGCCUCACUGCCAAGCUGCAGCUCCUGCACCAACUGGGGGCGAGCCCGGGGCCGAAGGGGCCGCACGGCUGCGCCCAGUGCGGGAAGAGCUUCAGCAAGAGGCAGGACCUGCGCAAGCACCAGGGCACCCACUCGGGCGAGCGGCCCUUCGCCUGCCUGGAGUGUGGGCGCAGCUUCCGGCUGAAGCAGAUCCUGGUGGCCCACUUGAAGGUGCACGUGGGGGAGCGGCCCUUCGCCUGCGCGCAGUGCGGGAAGCGCUUCAGCCAGAAGCACCACGUGGAGAGCCACCAGCGGGUGCACACGGGGGAGAAGCCCUUUGCGUGUACCACCUGCGGGAAGCGGUACGCCCAGAAGCAGCCCCUGAUCAGCCACCUGCGCGUGCACACUGGCGAGCGGCCCUUCAGCUGCCCAGACUGCGGGAAGGCCUUCCGCAACCGGGCCACACUGACCAUCCACCAACGCAUGCACUCCGGCGAGCGCCCCUACCGCUGCCUCCUGUGUGGCAAGGCGUGCAGCCAGCUGCAGCACCUCAAGAGCCACCAGCGGGUCCACCGCGGGGAGCAGCACCUGCUUGCGGCUGGGGACAGCAAGGCCCUCGCCCUCAAGAAGGCCCGCGAGGUGGUGGAGAAGCCCCACCAGUGCCCCGGGUGUGAGAAGCGCUUCCGGGACGCGGAGAUCAUGCGGGCCCACCUCCGGACCCACGAGGAGAGGAAGGGGCUCAGGUGUGGGGCGAGCCCCAAGCCCGGCCCGGCACUUCCUGCCCAGCCAAAAAAGCCCCCGCCGGAAUCCACGUCUGCUAGCAGAGGGGCAGGCCGGAAGCCCCCCGCCCUCGCCCAGUCCAGCACCCCAGCCAGAAAGAGGGCGUUUGCUUGUGCCGAGUGCAGCAGGAGGUUUACGCAGGCCAAAUACCUCACCCUGCAUCAGAGGAGCCACAGAUGAGGGGUGCCUCCGCCUGGAUGGAGCCGGCUUGGAACCCUCCGUGGGGCUCGAGCGCGGACGGGGCCCUCUGGGGCCACCCACUGUCCUCUGACCCCGGGUGGGAGAAAGUGCAGAUUGGCAGAGG
Molecule: messenger RNA, 1663 nt
Organism: Candoia aspera
Lineage: Eukaryota; Metazoa; Chordata; Lepidosauria; Squamata; Candoiidae
Product: zinc finger protein 501-like
Exons: 2
Coding region: 49-1539 (496 amino acids)
Source: RefSeq, a predicted model, not a curated record